This is a messenger RNA of Paralichthys olivaceus (Japanese flounder), 698 nucleotides long. The record is from RefSeq and is a predicted model, not a curated record. Lineage: Eukaryota; Metazoa; Chordata; Actinopteri; Pleuronectiformes; Paralichthyidae.
AUGUCGCUGUGUGAAAUAUUUGUUCUGACAGCGUCCUCCAGCAAAUCAUGGUGUCUGUUCUUCAGGAUCACAGUGGAUCUGUUCACGUCCAACGACUUGGCCUUUCACUUCAACCCUCGCUUCAACGAUGAAGGGAAGAAGGCGAUCGUCAGGAACAGCUGCAUUGGAAAGAAGUGGGGCAAAGAGGAGAGACACCUGCAGAACUUCCCCUUCGUCCAGGGACAGGCGUUCGAGAUUAAGAUCCUGUGCACCAGCACACACUUUAAAGUGGCCGUCAACAACUCUCACCUGCUGGAUUUCAAACACCGGAUCACCAACCUCAGAUCCAUCAACCAGCUCUCCAUCACUAAAGACCUCAUCCUGUCUAAGGUCCACAUGGAGACUGUGCCCUGAGACAGAUCACCAAAUCCACUGGAGAUCCACAACAGAUCCAAGGGUUUGGGGGCAGAUGUUAUGUGGAGAUCUACAGGAGAUCACCAAGUUAUUCAUAAGAAAUCCACCAAUGAAAUUAUACUAUAUCUGUCAUAGAACAACUAGAAAGAUCUACUGAAGAUCAACAAAAGAUCCAGUAAAGACUUUUAGAUCAUUCAGAGAUCUACUGUGGAACAAUCAAAAAUCUACUGUAGAUCCUCCAUCAAUCUAUAGUGGAUCCUCAGUAGAUCCUCAGUGGAUCCUCAGUGGAUCAUCAGUAGAUCCUC